UCAAUCAGUCAUUUCUACAGAAUAUGUCGGAUGAGUGCUUGUGUGUUAAAGAAUCACUUUUGUUUAUUUUUCUAUUUAGACUAAAUUAAAUGUGCCUAGAGACAUGUACCGUACUUGGGUUCCUUAAUUUAAUGUAUACAAUAUAACGUCCGCUGUGUGAUAUUCGGAGAGUACCAUUGACGUAAUGAAGAUUUUGUGAAGAUGUGAUUAUUAUUCGUAUUUGGCUUUGUGCCAUAGAAGUUUUAUGUAAAACAGGCAAAAUGAAGAAUUUCGCGAUAAUAGUUCUGUUUUUAUUGAUCGAGGGAGCGUUUGGUUUUUGCCCGUCGUUAUGUUCUUGUAAAUCGAAUAAGUCCGCCGAUGGGCCUCCCUCGGAGCCCCUUCCCGGCGAUUUCUUGAGAUUAAAAUGUGGUGGAAGUCCUGCACAGAUCACUGAGCUUAAAGAGAUAGACCUGAGCAAACUGUGGACAUUGGUCGUUAGUCUAAAUCUAUCAGGAAACGCCAUAUCUACAUUAUCAAGAGAGCUUCAUUUGCCUAAUUUACAAAAAUUAGAUCUCAGUAGAAAUCAAAUAACAUUAAUAGAGUCCGACGCCUUCUACAACAUGACUUCAUUACAAAGAUUGGAUUUAUCUUACAACCAGAUCAGUCAUAUUUACAAGGAAAUGUUCAAGGGUAUGGUGAACUUGGAGAGGCUUAUGCUCACUCACAACCAUAUAUCGGUGUUAGCGGCCGGAACUUUUGAUUACCUUGUCGGACUUAAACAAUUAGACAUAGCUGACAAUCCCUUGAUAUGCGACUGCGAUCUGCUGUGGGUGGGAGACUGGUCACGGAACACGAGUGUCAAACUUGUCGGGAACCCAAAGUGUGCCUUCCCAGAGAACAUGGUGAACAAAACUGUAAGGAAGCUGAAGAUAUUUUUGGAUCUAUCGGCCUGUGGUAACGUGCUGCCGUCCCAUAAUCUACUGGUGAAGCCGAGUCACGAUCAAGUCGUGUUUGAAGGUGACACGCUGGUUCUCUCGUGUAACGCUCCCUUUGCAUCCGUUAUGGCAAAAUAUGAGUUGAAAUGGUACCAUCCCAUGUUGGAGAUAUGCGACGUAAACAUAACGAACACGGACAUGCAGGAAGAGGGUCUGGCGGAGACCAGUGUGUUCUUCCCGAAUAUAACGAUUCAUCAUAUGGGCAACUGGACAUGCGUGUACGGAGACCAGAACCAUCUGAGGCAUAAUCGCACGGUGCAAGUUUUAGUGAUAUCAAACCAAACUCAGUAUUGCAAGACGGAGCACACUAUCGACAAUAAAGGCCUGUACUCAUGGCCGCAAUUGUUGCUGAACCAUACAGCCAACGUGCCUUGCCGUAACGGUGAAGGUCUGGCCUAUAGGAAGUGUUACGCCAAUGCCACCUGGGGCCCGGCUAACACAACCGAGUGUUCAUACAUCAGUAAUAUAACGAAAUUACUACAGCAGUUCGCCUUGUUGAAUGUGAGUUUGGUGCAAUACUCGGCCUUGAACGCGACGGAACGGCUGGCGAUGUUGAUACGGGAGAAGACGUACCCGCUGGCAGAGAUCACGGACCCCGAUGAUGUAAUGUUCAUUGCCAAAGCUAUAAGGAAUUAUAUGCAGCAUAUAUCAGAAGAACGAGAUUUGGGUUCCACACUCCUGGAUGUGAUCAGUUCGGUGAUGAAUAUAUCAAGCGGGGUGAUGGUGAAGGCGGAAACCUUAUACCAGUCGUGUACGGACAUUGUGAAGGCUGCUGAAGAGAUAUCAGCUUACACCAGCAACGUUCAGGGGCAUAAGGUCAACUUGGCAGUGGAAAGGUUUCCCGUCCGCGAAGGUUUCAGCGGCGUGACCUGUGUGUGGUACAGCGUUUCUCGGGGCCUACCGCCGCGCCUCCACUGUUCCACCACCAACAGGACAGUGGCGCCACUGCUGACGGUCAGCGACGCUCUCAUACAUGCCAGCGUUCAGAUACCACAAUCUUUAUUGUACAGGACGACGGACUCUGGGGACGUUUUGCAGAGCAAACCUCAAGAUCUGAUUGUUUCUAUGUAUGAAGAUGCUUCCCUGUUUCCGCUUCUGCCCGCCAUGGACGACAGCCCCAUGCCUGGACACCGCUCCAAGGAUUACUAUGGCAGGAGUACUAAGAGGGAGGAUAUGAACAUGGAAAUUACAUCACCCGUGGUCGGAUUCCAGCUGAGCGGGGGAUCUUUACGUGGAUCUUUAUUGGAGCCGGUGAUAGCUACCGUUCGCGCCAGAACAACUGGCGGAGAAGAUGGACGUGCAUCCACCUGGGACCAGAGAGAUCGGAUAUGGAUUGACAAUACAUCAGAUUGCAAAGUGUCGCACGUGGUGUCCGAGAUGAUAAUAAUAAGUUGCACUCGUCUAACGUAUGUUGGUCUGUUACAAAACGUCGAGACGGGCAUCUACGGGGCCAGAACCGAUGGUGCGAGGUUUAAGGUCUCCCACCCAGCGGUGUACGUCGGCAGUCUGAUACUCAUCGGAUGCGUCAGCUGUUCCACGAUAACCUACAUCAUGUGCUUCAAAGCGGUCCAGAUGGCGAAAAAGACGAAGCACGCGCUCAUUAACACUUGGAUAGCCAUAGGACUGCUAUGCUUUCUGUACACGCUUGGCAUAUAUCAGACUGAAGAUGUGAAACUCUGCCAGAUUUUAGGUCUUCUGAUACACUACCUGUCUUUGUCGUGUUUGUUGUGGAUGUGCGUUUCCGCCAGUAAUAUGUACAAGUGGGUCACCAAGACCCACAACCCUGUCAGGACACCGGAAGACGAUUUACCACCGGAUGUGCCGAUACAGAAGCCUAUACUGGGACUGUAUCUUGUAGGUUGGGGGAUAGCUUUGAUCGUCUGUGGUAUUUCCGGUGCUGUCAAUUUGAAGGAUUACGCCGGAUAUUCCCAAUGUUUCCUGAGCAAUGCGCCGGCUUUGAGCGCUCUUUUCAUACCGGGCGGUAUCUUGCUAAUGUUUUUAAUGGUACUGUUCCUAUUGAUACGUUGUACUAUACGUAAUAUGAACGUGCAGUUGUCGGAGGGUACCCAGGCCACUGAAAACGUUGACCUCGAGAUGUGGGAACCGAACCAUGCGAAUGAUGGAGAGAGGCGUAGCAUUAAAUCUGUAGUCGACUCUGAAGUAGAUGAUGUGGAGCAUACACCCAUCAUACAGCUAAGGGCGCAAGUUAUUGUCUUGUGCCUGUAUUUGUCCGUGUGGACUUGCGGUGCGAUCGCUGUGUAUAGACCUCUACCCGCUUACUUACCCUACCAGGAAGACAUUUGCAGCAUAAUCUACGCAGUCUGUGCCACGGUAUUGGGAACUUUCAUUCUGUUCUUCUACGGCAUCGCCAGGAGCGACGUUCGAGCCCAAUGGUCAUUAAUGCACUGCUAUUUCCAAUCAAGCAAGCAAUGCUGUAGGAACAGAAGCGUUUUCGAUACAAAUCAACAAAAUUUACCGUCCGGUCAAGGCACCACCAACUCGCCCCAGCGUGUCAUAACGAACGAUAACAGAUCGAGAUCCGGUAGUAGAAGUUCCAACAGGACUAACACAAAAACUAAUAACAGCGGCACCUACAAGGCGGCGGCUGAGCUCAAUGGUCAAACGCAUCCCAAAGAUCUCAAGAACACUAAUGGAAAAACUCCCAAUAUAAACUUGGUAGUUCUGCAUCGACAGCAGUACAGGUCAAACAAUUCAAUGAUGACGUACCCAGAAAGGGGCUCAUUAGCGCCCGAAGUGUUCUACAAUCCUAACCAGAUGAAUGUCGCUAAGAAGUUCUUCAAGAAACAAAGGCAGAAUAUGAAAAGAAAUUGUCUCGAACUGCCCAUCAGGAGGGAUUUGGACGACGAGUCCCACGCCUCUCUACCGCUGCCGAACAAGGAAGCGUACAAUGUCGCUAACUUCAUAAACGGCGGUAUCAAGUUUAAUAACACCAACCAGCACGUGGAGAGGUCGGCUAACGGCAUCAAGGAAACCAGGAACGCUGGCAAUCCGAACCUUCUAGAAGACGAUUCAAAAGACAAUAUUGGGAAUUAUACCAACGAUCAAAAAUCAUGGGCCAAAAAGGACGAUCCCAAACAGGGUAGAGCCCAGAUAAUGAAUAUCUACACGAACGUCCCGGAGACGAGAGUACCUCAGCAUCAGGUUGUGAAAGCGAACGUCAACAAGAACUUGAACGGUCAGAGGAACAGCGUGUCAGAGGAAUGCUUGCAAGCGUGUGAACAACCGGAAAUGCGGACCAUUUCCCAACAGUGCAGCUUGGAAUAUAGCUCGGCGUCAGAAAUAGCCAUGCCUCACACGUGCUCUGACCAGACCUUGAACACUCAUUCAGAAAUGACAUCGUUCCAAGAGAAUAGUGCCUUAUGUUCGACCAACGAAAUAACCGACACCGAAAGCUUCGGGCAAUACAUAGACUACCUACAACCGAGUAAACCCCUCGACGGCAAGGAAGUCAUCGAUAAAUCCCUGCAGGAUAUAUCAGAGGAGUGCACCAUGAACAGCGACGACGUGAACAGAUCCGGCACGCCACAGAAAGCCGAUAGCGGCUCCGGCGAAUUGGACAAUUUGCUAGAAAAUCCUGAAAUCGCCGGAUCCAAAGACAAGAUGGAGGAAGAUAAAGACACAUUCUUCAUGGCGAAGACGACAUACGACUUCGAGACUUGCAGCACGAACGCCAGCGAGCAGGGCUUCGAAAACGAAAGCGACAUAUACUGUCCCAACUACCAAAUGUCUGAAGUGAGCAUCCGGAGUCACGGCUUGUACGCGCCAUCGCCGUCAUCCAUGUGCCCCAACGAGAUAAGCUUCAGCAACGAGGACGUGUCAACGUUAGAGAGCCAGUACGUGAACUACGACCCCGGCUGGCGGAAAACGAUAAAGAACAAUCCGAAACUAGGCAAAUACGUGCCCACCCCGGCUCUGAGCUGUCCGGAGGUCAACAGAGACAGUCCGAUAUCGUUCACGAGUGAAUUAGACGAACUUUAUACUCAAAUAACUAGUAGGGAUAAAGACAGGACGCGGAACAAGGAACAUGGCUUCGACGUCACGGUCAACAGUGACGUGACCUUGAAACCUGACAGUGACAGUUGUGUCAGUGAAGCCGUGUCCGACGUCGACGUUAAGAAGGCGACGGUCUAAAGUCAAAAGGAUUUAUAGAGUUAUAUGUAAAUAAAAACUUCUUGUUAUAAAGAAUGUAACUCCGUUGAUAGUGAUGUAUUUUAGAUUAUUUUUUUCGACUCUAAAACUGAACUGCCACUUUGUAUCGAGGCAUAUCGUGCCAUUAUUGUAGAUUUUUUUUAUAAGUAUUUUUUAAUCCGUAGUCUAUGUGUAAAGUUAUUUAUUUUUAAGAUUUUCAUUGAAGAUAAUAUCUACACGUCUGUAACGAGUGUCGCAUGAGUGGCCCUUUCUUAGAACGUUAACUGUAGUCCCGAUCUCGAAUACAUUGUCUAUUGUAAAUAUUGUUUUGUGAGCGCUGAAUGUUUUGUUACUUUGGGACGGUGUUUGUGCCAAAUUAUGACGGAUUGUUAUAGGUAGUUAUAGUUCUAACGAAGUUUUCUAUGGGAUCCUGUCUGUCGAGUCGCCGGCCUCGAUUCUAGUCCGCUUUGGCAUUUAAAUAUCAACAGUGUGAAAGUUUUUAUAGUACUAUUUGAAGGAAAAAAUAUAAAAUAAUCACAAAUCAAUAAUUUUAGAAAACAAUUUCAAUACAUGUAUAAUUUUAAAUAAAAACGACUGAUUUUUUCUACGACCCAUGUUAGAAUUAGUUAUUUUUCUAUUAUCCUUGCCACGACACAAAAUAAAACAUAUAUGGUAAUGCGGAUAUUGGUUAAAGAAAUUUUGAGAAAAAUCUAUACAGAUUCUUAUAUACCGAUAAUUUAUCUUAAGAAAUAUUUCCCGAUUGUGAUCGUAAUACAGAAGAAAUUUAUAACUUUACGGUGUUAAUUAGGAAACGAAGGCGUUGUACGGAGCGUAUAUAUAAUGUGUAUAUGUAUGUACAUUUGUAUUAUAUAUUGAUAUUGAGAAAGUUAUCAAACAAAUCUCCAGCUUAUACGAGCAUCGUGCAUAAUAAAAUGGCAUCUGUA
Molecule: messenger RNA, 6067 nt
Organism: Danaus plexippus (monarch butterfly)
Lineage: Eukaryota; Metazoa; Arthropoda; Insecta; Lepidoptera; Nymphalidae
Gene: Remo
Product: adhesion G protein-coupled receptor A3
Exons: 9
Coding region: 261-5126 (1621 amino acids)
Biological process (GO): cell surface receptor signaling pathway; G protein-coupled receptor signaling pathway
Cellular component (GO): plasma membrane
Molecular function (GO): G protein-coupled receptor activity; protein binding
Source: RefSeq, a predicted model, not a curated record